GGUCCCUAUCAAUCGAUCAGAGAGAGGAAGAUGGCGGUGGAUAGAGAGAGCGGGGUAUGAUCGAUCACCGAAAAACUCGAUUGGGUUUGUUUAUCCUAAGUAACUUGUAGACCCCGGAGCGCCGUCUGUCCCUGUGAUUUAUACUUGGACUGGAGACGUAACGACGGAGAGGUAAUUCAGACUUUAGUCAAUGCAAAAAUGGCGCUGACGAAAGCUCUAGUAGCGCGCGAGCUGUGAAAACAAUCGGGGGUAAAGACGGGCUGGACUCCAUACUCCGCCAUCUUGUUCCUUCACUACAUGCAUGUCAAGGCACGCUAAAUUAAUCCCUGAUAACAAAGCUGCAAGGAUGGAGGAAUUGUAAUCGAUCCACUGUGGAACCCAGCUGUUAAGGCUAUAAGACAAACUUAAUUGGCUCAAAUAUCACCAAAGCUGUUGAUAUGUUUGUCACUUUAGUCCCGUGGCCAUUAUUUGGACCUAUAUUCUGGCGUUGCCGUGAAUUUACAUUCUGUGGUCCAGUGAGCUGAGUUUUAUAAUUAAUUUUGCUUGUUUUCGUUAACACUUGUUACAAGAACCCCUGCGGUUCUUUGUUUCCGUUUCUCUCGAAAAACGAGUGUGACACCAUUGGAGAAUAGCAGACAUAAGAUUCCAGUUGCAAUUUUGGACAUACAAAAAGCAAGAAAGCUAAAAAUAUCCAUAAAUUAUUAAUUAAUGCUCUGUCUUUAUGAGUUACUCUUUUCAUUUCGGCAUCUUUGUACACAUUACAAACCCACAUUUUGAACAGACUUUUAUUUCCCUAUCUAGGUUUCUUGUUCAUGAAGAAUUUAAAGCAGCUCAUAGGCCUACAUUUGCAUAUAGUUUUCACAGAAAAUAACUGUUUUCCCACAUGGAUAAAUGAGGUAAUAAUACAAAACUAGUCCAAAAGUGCCUGACAGGUAUAACAGAAAGACAACAGCAUUAUGAAUGUUAAAUAAGGAGCCUCGGCUAUAAAGAAAAGACAUCCAGUAAAUUCAACUUGUGUAUAAGACAGAUGGAACCUGGCAUAAUUUUGAAAAACAUGCAGAGAUUUAGAGUUGCAGCAUAUAUCCUAUUCAAUUUAUGGAAGAUUAUGAAGUGUUUAUAAUCAAAAUACAAUUCUCUCUAUUUAGUUUGUUCUCAAGGUCAAUUAAAUCCCUGAUUAUGAUAUGGGAUGUGCUUAGCUCCGUUAAAAAACAGCUUUUAUGUGCUAAAAUUUCGUGCCGUACUGUGAGUACAUUUCGAGCUUUCAACUUUUGCAAUUUUACUUCAGUGAAGGUGUUUUAUUCAUACUUUUUCUUUACCUGGAGUCUUAUACCUGUACAUAUUUGUAUUACAGUAGGAGACUUGUGUACUUCUGCCUCUGUUACAUCUCAAACACUUUAAUUUAACUUUUGCAUUAAACUAGUAUGUUGCUUUGUUUUGCAUAGGGAGAGCCCAUAGAGCCUGUUCCCACCUGUCAGCGCCUGCCGCCACCCUCAGGCAGUCAGGCGAAAGAUGGAGUUCCCCUGGCACAGCGGGAAGGUUCUGGAGCAGCUGGACCGCCAGCGAAAGCAGGGCCUGCUGUGUGACUGCACUUUUGUUGUUGAUGGGGUCAACUUCAAGGCCCACAAGGCUGUGCUGGCAGCCUGCAGUGUCUACUUCCGCACUCUGUUCCUGGACCAGAAAGAUGUGGUACAUCUGGACAUCAGCAAUGCAGCCGGUGGGUUCCUCAUUCGCAUGUGAACACAUAUUUCUGCUCACUGUAUAUUUUUGGAUUCAUUUAAUGAGUUAAACCAUUUUAAUCUUCUCUAGCUUGUAGUUUAACAUCAAGGGGGUUUACCAAAAUAAAAGCAGACCUACCCAGCCAUUUCAUUUGCAUUUUUACAUGCUGUCUUUCUGAUUAUUGUUUCAGGUUUGGGGCAGGUCUUGGAGUUUAUGUACACAGCGAAGCUGAAUUUAAGUCCACAGAACGUAGAAGAUGUGCGAACUGUCGCCAGCUUUCUGCAGAUGCAAGAAAUUGUAAACGCUUGCUCAGCGUACCAGUCAGUGGCAACUCAAGCUCCAUCUCUCAUUACACUGGAUUUUGCUGUUGGUGAGUUUGAUUUUUACUAAGAGCUUCACAAGUCUAUCAGUCACAUGCUGCACUAUCAGCAGCAGUGCUGAACUUGAUCAGUUACGACAGAAUAAUGAAAACAUUUCUGUUUCAAACCAGAUGGAAAACCAGUUGAAGAAGAGCAAGAACAGAAGCUGGAAAAUGACUUAGCAGAAGUUGCUUCACAAGCAGAGGAGGAGAAUCCUUUAAACGUCCCCACAGAGGAUGCAGAGCCCCAACAGAGUCAGGAAAACUUAGAGGAAGACAUUUCACCUGAAACUCAACAAAAUGCUCAUCAGACCAACACCACCAGAUCUCUCUCAGGCCGAGGCAGACCAUCCAAAAAUGUCCUGCUUUCUGCCCAAAAGAAGGUUUCUGUAAAGAAAGAGGAAGAGAGCGCUGCACAGGUGAUAUCAGGAUUUCAGGACGACCCAUCAGACACCGACUACAGACCAAGUAAAUACAGAUUUUCAGAAUGCUUCAUGUGAUACGUUUGCAUCUGAAUAUUUAACAUACUGAGUAAGAGUUUGUUCGCUUUAUUCCCAGAAUCACAGUUGAAAUCUGCUGACAGCUCCUCCUACAUGAGUUCUCGUGGGAGAAGAAUCAGAAAACCUCCUCGACGAAACUUCCCACCUGGUAAACCCAAACAUCUUUCUAACCCAACUCUUGUUAAGAAUAUUAUAACAAUAAUAUCAUAACUGUAUUACUAAUAUAAAUCUUCUAUCCAUGUAUAAAUACUUGUACGUGAUGUUUGCCGUUGCUGUUUCUGACCCUGUCAUGACAACCGAAUGAAAAGUUUUAAGAAAAAGUAGUUCAGAGGUUAAAUAAAAACCCAGGCAGGAACAUUUUUAGGAAUUGUUACACAAGAAACUUCCAUGACACUACUUUUAUUAUUCUUGUGUUUCUUAGGUCCCAGACUGCCAAUUAAAUUCAAAGAGCAGUCAAAUAUUUACUUUUUUUAAAAGUACAUUUUAAGUAUCCUCUAUUUCUAUUUACAUUGGCAGACCAUGACUCUGAAGAUGAAGGCCCAUCAAAGAAAAAGACAGCAAGGAAGGCGACCGAGCCAACAGAAGUGACAGAACAGGAGGGGAACAACCCUGUGGAGACUAUCAAUGUAGAUGCUGAUGAUGAAGAGGGGGCUGGAGAAGGAGAUGGCGAGGCCAGCAGCCAAGCAGAGGGACUCGAUUCUGGCAGUGAAGGAGAUGGCACACAAACUCAGUCAGUGUCUAUAAGCAGCCGAUCAGAGUCGAAGCCUUACAGCUCAGUGACACACAAAUGUGAGGUGAGAAAUCUGGGUAUCGGGAUAAUUAAAGAGUCAACUUGAAGUUUGUAACACAUUGUAUUUGUGUUGCUGUUUAUCUCAUAGCGUGGAAGUUGUUAUCAUCACAUAUACCUACAAGCCAAAAAAUUACUGUACAUCAGAUAGUCACAGGCAGCCACCCACUUUUCCUCAUAGUGUGUGCAGAUACCUAUGCAUUAAAGUACCACCCCAAAUGUUUUAAUUUUUACUACUUAAAGUGUUCUCAGUGGUCUUUAAAUUGUGAUUCUGAAAAUCGCAAUUACCAAAAUCACGUUACCUGGGCUUUUCUUCAGCAGAGCUCCAGUAUCUCAUUAGCGAUUCGCCCCUGAGUUGUGGGCGGAGACAGCGCUGCUCUCCACACUCCUCUUCACGCUAGCUUGCAGCCUAACAAUGCCUGUGUAGUAGAAAUAGCAGGUAACAUAGGAGCUAUUCAGUUCUCAGACACUAAUGUCUUAAGGGACAUGAUGAAAGUAAAUAUCAUAAUAAGCUUUAGUGGUGCAACGGAUCACAACACUCACGAAUCGGAUCGUUCCUCGGAUCAAGAGUCACGGAUCGGAUCAUUUUUCGGAUCAGCAAAAAGCAGUUUUGUCUGUAUAUUAAACACUUAAAUGGUUGAAUUAAAAUAUCUAAAAGUAGUGCAUACGGCAUAAUAUCUUCUUUUCAACAUAAUUAUUAAUGAAAAACAACUUAAAGUGCAAUAUAUAGGCAUAUCUCCUUCCUUUAAAAUGUAACAAUGAACCAAAAAUGAAGUAUGUGCGCGGUGGGAUAUUGUAACGUGGCUCAAGCACUUUCAGCAUGUUUUUAAAGCCCUCGUUUGCACAACUGAAUAUGGCCUCAUGUCUGUAGCUAUAAACACACCGAUAGCGUUUGUGAUAGCUUUAACCCGGUCGGAUUGCGCAGGAAGAGGCUGCUUAAAUGCUGCGGUGAUGAGCGGUUGCUGGCCAGCUUUCGUUUUAUCUCAGGUGUUGUGACAUUGAAUGCACCCCUGCCGUAGAAUGCACCCCCUGACAGGAGCGCGGUUUAAAGUACAUAACGAGGCGAAAUAAUCCAAGUUUUUCUUACAUUGGAUGGAUUCAAAAGCGUUUGCCUGUAUUAAUUUCAUUCAGGCUAUUCAAAGAAGCCAAAAACAACAGCCCUUGGAAUAUUGCUGUCCCGAAAAUAUAAUGCUCUCUACCUGGACAGCUUUCUGUACAGUUUAUACCCAAGUACACCUGUAUAUUUGCAUUUUUGAGACACAUAAAAAGAAAAUGAAAGUUUACUGCUCCAUUUGACAUGUUGUCAUGAUCUAAUACUCGUGUUUCUUUAAAUAUGAGAUCAUUAUCUCCACUUUAAGAAGCUAACGAGUGGAGGGGAUGCAGGGGUGCGUUCUACGGCAGGGGUGCAGUCUACGGCACAACACCUGUCAUUAAAACACCCGGGUGAUGUCGCUUUCAAAUGCGUGAACAUGCUCGAUGUGUUUCCACUGUCAUAUGGCUUUCUUAUGCCACAGUGCCUACACACCUUCGCAGUUUUGUCCACUGACCUCUUUCCUUCCUCAUCAUAGUUGACAGGGAAGCCAAAUUUUUUUUUUCAGAAAUCGAACCGCGGGUAACGUGUGUGCCGAACCGAUGACGUCGAUCCGAACGGAUCACGGAUCAAUGAUGAUCCGUUGCACCACUAAUAAGCUUUCUUACGAGUAUUGCAAUCCGCGAACGCACACGCUUGUUCCAUAAUCGUCCUCUCUGCUUUUCUGAGUGUGACCUGCAUAGCAAGGCUCUGGGGGCGGAGCUUGGCUUUGCUACGUAGGAAAUCUCACUGUAUCAAAUCCUGCUGUUUGGGCCUGCAUAGAGAUUCACAGCGAUUUGAACAAAUACUCCGAAAUGCAAUUUCGCACUUACUUUUCUCAUGAUAUGUCCUGUAGCAUCAGAAAAAUGCCAUAUGAACAUGUAGACAACAAGAAAAACAUGAUUUCAAUAGGAGUGGGUCUUUAAGCAUAGAAAUACUGCACACAGAGUUAUUGCAAAAUGUGCAAAGAAUAAGCAACCUUGGCCCUUUGAAGCACCAUAAAAAAACACAAAAGCAAACCAGGACAUCAUCGAUAAGAAUGGUGAUGCAUGACACAGAUGCCACCAGGUGACUGGUGACAAACAAAGAGCGUGAAGAUAAACUGCUGAAGAAGCUGCUGUUUACAAGGAGUCACAGUAAAUGAUACAUUUGAUCGAUUAAAGACAGCAGGAUAAGACUCUUCACUAGAAACAUUGACAGAUGACCAGGAUGUAUUUGCAAUAGAUUAUAGUUGUUUUAGUAAAUGAAUCUAAAGGUUUAGUCAGCUCAGUCUUCAUGCCUAUUACUUCUUUUUUCAAGGACUGUGGGAAGAAAUUCACUCACACUGGUAACUUCAAGAGACACAUGCGCAUCCACACAGGAGAGAAGCCCUUCAGCUGUCGAGACUGUAACAAAGCUUUCUCUGACCCCGCAGCCUGUAAAGCUCAUGAGAAAACACACAGGUGAGUUACAACACACAUCGAAGUUCAUCUUCACUCAGAGCUCAGUCAGAAGUGAGGUUAAAUUUGGAUUUUGUUGAUUUGUAGCCCUUUGAAGCCGUACUCCUGCUCCACAUGCGGGAAGAGCUACCGGCAGAUUAGCCUGCUCAACCUGCACCGCAAACGCCACACCGGCGAGGCGCGUUACAGCUGUGACAUGUGCAGCAAGCUGUUUACCACAUCUGGAAACCUGAAGCGCCACCAGCUGGUGCACAGCGGUGAGAAGCCGUACCAAUGUGACUACUGCGACAGGGCCUUCUCUGACCCCACCGCCAAGAUGAGACAUCUGGAGACACACGACACAGAGAAAGGCAACAAGUGUCCUUACUGUGACAAAAGAUUCAACCAGGUAACAACAUGUCCUAAGAAAAAAACUGCAUCACUUUUUCCUCCAAAAUCUAAAUAAAUGGUGCAUUUAAAGAGGACUUCAGCAAUAUUUACUAAAUAGUUAGACAGCGGAAGUUCUACGUUUAUUCUUAAACUGUGUGGUGUUGUGUUUUCUUCAGCUGGGGAACCUUAGAGCCCACUUAAAGAUCCACAUCACAGACGGGCCUCUGAAGUGCAAAGAAUGUGGGAAACAGUUCACCACUUCAGGUAAGUGGACUGUACAGACUAUGUUUCAUUGACUCUUAUCUGUCCUUGUCUACAUAAAAAUCUGGAAUUAUUAGAGAUUUGAAUUUGUAUGAAAAAAACACCAGUUAUGAUUUUUAUUACUUGGCUUUCUUACUCGUGGCCCGCCUGUUAUAGAUUCUCACCUCUAGUUGGUCACAAUCCCAUAACACUGGUAAAUAUACAUGGAAAGCAAGAGAAAUGCCAGGGACAACCAGAUCACCCCCAUUGGAUUAUUACUUUGUUCUGUUUUCAACCAGGAGAAAAAGACUCUAUUUCAAAGGUUGACCCGGGAGGACAGACAGCAGCACGAUAAUAAACGUUUCUGACAGACAAGAGCAGCCAUACAAACUUAAGUCAUACAAAGUACAUAGUACACCUAUAGUACAUGAAAGUAAAUGAAAGCAAAGUCUUGUAUAAACCAACUAAAACCAUAAGAAUAUAAAGCAGAACAAAUGCAGCCAAAUGUGCUGGCCUUCAAACUGUUAAGGAUUACCCAAUAGGAGCAGCACCUUUAGCUUCAGCACUUGAUGAUAAUCAUGCAGGUAAAGGGAGCAGCCAGCUUAAAACAUCUUUCACCGGUUCACGUCCGACCUCCCAGACAGACAGGAAGAGAAGUUCCUGGGUCUAAAGAUCGUUUGUUCCUGUGCUUUUCAGUCUUUUGUAGGUUAGACAUUUUGAAGGAAGCGGAUCUUAUACAGACUUACAAUCAAGAACACACCAGUGUUUGAGUCUACAAGCACACAAGCAGCCAACAUGUUAAUAAAGCAAAUAGGGGUGAGUGAGAGCUCUAAACUCAGCGAUGAACCUCUGUACUUUUAGUGUGCAAAGUAUGAGAGCAGUAACAGGAGGUGUUCAUAUGCAAGUCAUCGUUUUAAUUCAGUUUUGACCCACAAGUGGCAGAUGCGGGUCUAUUCUGGGCUGGAAAGAAAGAGAGGAUUUAAUUUUGAAAUAAAAAAAAACCAGCUGAAGUUUAAUCCUCCCCCAGCUGCUCUAUUUGAGAUGUAAAAUUAUUAUUCAUAGUUAUCUGCACUGAUGCUCAUAUUCUUAGUUCCUUCAGAGGUGGAGAUCAAAUGCAGAUCUGGUGGCUUGAAUUCUACAUCAAACCGAUCUGCAAAGAAGCCUCUAGUACAUUUCUAAAGUGAACAAACAUUUAGAUUCAUAGUUAUUGGCCAGUCAAGGUUAGGGGAAAAGAAAAGAAGAGGAGGAAAAUGGUGCAGAAACUAUCAAGGGAUGUAAAAAAAAAACCAACACAAACCAACUAUAAACGUGAACAAAAAUAUGAAAUUGUUAGGAACACUGUUGUUUUUAAGAUGUAACUAACUUUUAGAUCAGAGGGACUGCCUCUUUCAGCUGCAUGUAAAAAUUACUGUAAAAUCAAUAAUAUCAUCUUUAGAUCAGAAGUAUGUAUAAACUUUAUCUCACCCUGUCAGGCCUCUGGUCAGCAUGACCACACACUACACAGUAUCCCUUUUUUAUCUUGAAUGCAGCAACAUUACUGUCUGCAUAUUUGAGAAGUAAUAUUUGGCUUUCAUUUUCAACAUUGAGCAGAUUGUUGAAGUGCCCUCCGGCCUUGUAAGAGAAGGUAACGUUGAAACUUGUUGCAUCUCAAUUAGACUCUGAAAUAAUUUGUCCAACAAAGUUAAGUGAGAUCUGAAAAUGAAUAGAAGUUCAGAAGGAAGGAAAUAAACAAGGGAACCUGUCCCAGAAGAUACACAAGCGAACAAACUUUCCUCUGCUGUCAUCUUGAUUGCACGUUUUCAAGAGUACAAGAGUUUCUUUACGGUGUUGUGUCUUUGCUUCUGACCCUUUAUCCUAAUCUAGAGUGAUUGUACCUGAUUUUCAGGAAAUUUGAAGAGACACCUGCGGGUUCACAGUGGGGAGAAACCAUACAUCUGUAUGCACUGUCAGAGAGCUUUCAGUGACCCUGGAGCUCUGCAGCGGCAUGAACGCAUCCACACAGGUACUCAUUUAUAUGAGGAAUACAGCUAAAGAAAAUGAGAGUAGCAGGGUUUUUAUUUUUUAAUCUCUCAUGAUAUUUACACUCAAACAUGCUGGAAUUGAUUCUUAACAGGAGAGAAGCCCUGUGUCUGUCCUGUCUGUAGCAAGGCCUUCACUCAGGCCAGCUCGCUCAUUGCCCACGUACGGCAGCACACUGGGGAGAAGCCCUACGUGUGUGACCGCUGUGGGAAAAGGUAAGUAAGGAAAUAUAUCAGUGAUCCAACACAACACUUAUGAUUGAGACACAGCAAGAUAACCUGAGUAGGACUAACAAGGAUAUUUGGAAAUAUUUAAAAGCUGAAAGUGUAAAAAGUGAGGGUCACAGUUAAAUGUCAGGUCUUUGGUUUUUCCAAAAAAGUGACCCUGGAAUGCAACAAAAAACAUGUAAUUUUCCUUUUACUUUUGUGAACUUUUGAUCUGGUUCAUUCACAACAGCAAAAGGCUCUUACAUCUUGUCUCUCGUUCUCUGUGGACAGGUUUGUGCAGUCCAGUCAACUAGCCAAUCACAUUCGUCAUCACGACAAUGUCCGGCCGCACAAGUGUCACAUGUGCAACAAGGCAUUUGUUAAUGUUGGAGACCUCUCGAAGCACAAAAUCAUUCACACAGGUAUGAAAAGUUAAGAGUCAGAUAAUAAUACAGAGCUUAGAGGUGGUUGAGAGAAGUAUGACCAUUGAAGCUUCCACUCUUAAAUAUUCAGUCCUCUUUCUCCCUGUCUCACUUUCCCAGGAGAGAAACCGUUCCUGUGUGAUAAAUGUGGCAGAGGGUUCAACCGCGUCGACAACCUGCGCUCUCACGUCAAAACUGUCCACCAUGGCAAGGCCGGCAUGAAGUGGUUAGUGCUCACCGAAGGAGGCGUAGACGAUGGGGUCGAUGAAUGUGCGGUGGCGUCCACCUCUGAAAGUGAGAUCAACAUAGUCACCGUCACCACAGAUGACAUCUUCCCACUGGCAACAGAAGCUCUGGCAGCAAGUGCUGUUGGCCAGCUGACAGGUGAGAGAGAGCAUCUACAAGUCUGAGUCUGAAAUUAUAGAGGAAAUGCAGAAAACUCAUUGAACUUCGAAAGAUUUAAAAAUAUCACAAAGAUAAAGAAAGAUUAGCUGAAUGAUGAGACGUUUUUGUAUUGUUUCAUUUUCAGUCGUGCCAGUCGCUGCUUCAGUGUCUGCAGAUGAGACAGAAGCUUUAAAAGCUGAAAUCACCAAAGCUGUGGAGAAAGUGCAAGAAGCAGGUAAGACAGGAGGACACUCACUGCAAUUAAUUUUGAGACAUCUGUGUUUAAUAGCAUCUAUAUUAAAAAAUCCAGGAAUGGGGUCGGGAGCAGCCUGUAGAGUAUGACAGGAUGUGAGAUUUGGAACAGAAUGGAGAGCAGGACACAAAGUUAGCAACCUCAUAACCACAUAUUUGAGAAUGAAAUAAACAAGAAAUCAGGAAAUAAGUUUAUAUUUGCUGUUUCAGCAUUAAUUUAUACUGGGCCAUGAGAUAAAUUUGGACACAUUUUGUAAUAGUGGAGUUAUUGUGAUAGUGAACUUCAAUUUAUUAACCAUUAAAGGAGCCACAUCUUAAAGGCAUCUCACAAUUUCUUAUAGUGUUUUAGGGAAUUGCUAAAUGAACUUGAAACCAACAAUAAUCCUGUCAUGUAGUCACCCCUGUCUUUGUAAAGCACACUUUUUGCACAAUAAAAAUAUAUUUGAAAAAAAAAAACAAAGACACACACACAAUAAACCUUGUAGUGCACAAAGCUUGGUGAAAGAAAUAUGGCUUAGAGGAAACUUAAAAACAAGAGGCCAUCACAAGUGCAUCAAACAUGAAAACCCUUACAAAAUUUCCCGUUGAAACACAAGUGUCACUGAUGCUCAUGAGAUAAUACCAUCAUACUGAAGAUGUGCAAUUAACAGAGCUUUAACUCUAACACUGAUACAGUAAAUAACGGCUUUAAAAACAACAGUAAAACAAGAAGCAAAAUCUUGACUCCGGCUCCACAUUCUUGGAUGGCACAACAACAAAAUGUUGUUUUUAUUUUACAGAAACAUUUUAGAAAAAGACACAAGGUUAAACUUACUUACAAAUUUUUAAAAACUUACUUACAAUUUUUUUCAACACUGAGUUUUUCUAUUACGGUAGUUUGUAGUGAGUAGGGGGUCAGAGAGAAGCAUUCAACUUCCUGGCAAUCAGCAACUCAUACAUGCACUUACCAGCCCUGCAACCAAAGCGCAGAUUGCAAGAUGGCAUUUUCAAGGAGGACUAACUUUGCUGUGAACUUCGCUUGUGUUUCAGACCCAAACACCCAAAUCCUGUACGCUUGUGAUUCAUGCGGUGAUAAAUUCUUGGAUGCCAGCUCCCUCGCACAGCACGUACGCAUCCACACAGCUCAGGCCCUGGUGAUGUUUCAGGCGGACUCUGACUUCUAUCAGUACACAACAGCCAACACUGCAGAGGGGGAUUCUGCUACAACAUGGCAACCCACAGCGGAGCAGGUCAUACAGGAAGGAGAGCUGGUCCUCCAGGCUCAGGCUGGAGAGGGAGAAGGAGGGGUAGAGGGAGAGGGAGAGGGAGAGAUGGAGGAUGGGGGCAAGAAGAAAGAUCAGGAGGAGGAUUCAUGAGGAGGAUGGAGAGGUGGAAAAACACAGGCCCAGUACAAAUCUCUACACGGCUUAGAGAAGUUCAGUACAUUAUUUGAGAGGAUAUGGUGUUAAGAGGAGUCUUAUCUGUUGUCAUAACCUUUUUCAAACAAUACUAUCCAAGGGUAUGUGGUCAUAAACCAGGUCUUUGCUGUCUUUUUUAGAAGAAACAAGGUGAGAUCCCAGUAUGAGGUCAUUUAAUUCAGAAACAGUAGAAAUACUUUGUAUAGUUUGUUUAUUUUUAGACUUAAAUGCAGGGUUAUGCAUUGUCUUUUGUAUCAAAUGUUCAGGUAUCAUUCCUGUCUUAUCCUUUCCAGCUUAAAGAAAGAACUAUGUGUUAUUUUCCUUUCACCCAGAUGAGAUAUGUAUAUUUCCAUAAACUGUCAAUAUUUAAAUAUUUUCUUGUACGUAGUGAAGCAUUUUCUUGAAAAUCAUAUACAGAGAUAUUUACUUGAUCAUUUGAGGGUACUAAGAAUCAAUAAGAAGGUUAUUAAUUGUUCUUUUUUUUCUAGAGGUGGGAUGUUGUAAAUUGAUGUACUUUCAAACAUGCAAAGCCUGUGCAUGUGUAAUAUUUGUACAUUUGUUAUGUUUCCUCUAAAAAGGUCUUAGCACCUAUAAUACAAGAUUAAAUAUGUGACAAGCUAGUCAACAUUUCUCAGCUUCUUGGUUUGUCAUAUUGGUAUGAUGGUGGUUAACUGUCGAUAACUACUUUUUGUUAUAUUUUCUGUUAAUAUUAACAUGUGUUGCAAAUCUCAUAUAAUAUUAGAAACAUGUUUCACUCAUCACUUGGUUAAUAAAUUAUCCUUACACAGCUUAA
This is a messenger RNA of Xyrichtys novacula (pearly razorfish), 11951 nucleotides long. NCBI's taxonomy places the organism in Eukaryota, Metazoa, Chordata, Actinopteri, Labriformes, Labridae. The record is from the annotation of a GenBank genome assembly.